Didymosphaeria variabile is the source of this 852-nucleotide messenger RNA. RefSeq lists its product as uncharacterized. The transcript is spliced from 2 exons. Gene Ontology annotation, cellular component: mitochondrion. Gene Ontology annotation, biological process: fatty acid beta-oxidation. The record is from RefSeq and is a predicted model, not a curated record. Gene Ontology annotation, molecular function: enoyl-CoA hydratase activity. Lineage: Eukaryota; Fungi; Ascomycota; Dothideomycetes; Pleosporales; Didymosphaeriaceae. The coding region runs from base 1 to 852 and encodes 283 amino acids.
AUGGCCUCCACGAUGCUCAAACCCGCAACGCAGCCCCCUCCCACAUCGCACGUCCUCCUCACCUAUCCCGCCCCCCAUGUCCUUCUCGUUACGAUAAACCGCGAGCGCCAAAUGAACAGUAUACCCUAUGCCGGACAUACCGAAAUGGGUCAAGUGUUUGAUUGGUACGACCGCGAGCCGAACCUACGCGUAGCUAUUAUUACGGGUGCAGGCAAGAAGGCAUUCUGCGCGGGGCAAGAUUUGAUUGAAUUAGGAAAGAUCAGGCAAGGUACGAUUGAGAGGGAUGUUGCGAAGCAAAGGCAUCCGUUGAGCGGCUUUGGCGGGAUUAGCAGGAGGGCAGGCAAGAAGCCGAUAAUUGCGGCGGUGAAUGGGUUUGCGCUUGGAGGUGGAUUUGAGAUUGUACUGGGUUGUGACAUGGUCGUCGCCUCGCCCUCCGCUACCUUCGGUCUCCCUGAAGCCCUCCGCGGUAUCUUCGCAGGCGCCGGCGGCCCACCCCGUCUCGUCCGCAAUAUCGGACUUCCACUCGCUUCCGAGAUGGCCAUGACCGGCCGCCCUAUAACUGCGCAACGAGCGAAGGAGCUCAACCUCGUCAACCGUAUCUCGCCCUCUGCCGACACAGUCGUAGACGAAGCGCUCAAACUAGCAAAUGAGAUCGCAGCCAUCAGUCCCGACGCGGCGAUUGUGACGAGGGCGGCGUUGAAGGAGGCUUGGGAAAAUGGAAGUGUGGAGCGUGCGACACAAUUGGUUAUUGAGAGAUACGAGCGGGAAUUGAAUACGGGCGAGAAUGCGUUGGAAGGGUUGAAGGCCUUUGCGGAGAAGCGGAAGCCUGAAUGGAAAGCGAGUAAGCUGUAG